Messenger RNA from Cherax quadricarinatus, 590 nucleotides. The record is from RefSeq and is a predicted model, not a curated record. Lineage: Eukaryota; Metazoa; Arthropoda; Malacostraca; Decapoda; Parastacidae.
ACCUCGAAAAACCUCACAAAUCGACAUCUAUGAAGACACUGACCGACCUUCGAGGAUUGCUGUCUCCAGGAGCCACCAACGAGGAACGCCAGCCAAUCAUGACCCCCGUAGAACAUCUGGACCGCCAAUCAGAACGUGCUGCCAGGGAUAACCAAUCACCGUCCGUGAACGGAAUAGAGCUGUCCACCAAUUACAACGCGAUCCAGGUGCCGCCACUUGCGACGGCAGCCGUCCAGGAUCCUCACGGAGGAUUUUUGGGUCCUGAAACCUUCUUCCACGACUUAUCAGGACCCAGGACGGACCCAAGAAGGACUACAGAGGACCCCGGAAGACCUAUAGCGGACUCGAUAGGGCGUAGGCCGGAUCCAGGAGGCCUCAGACGGCCUCCACACUCGUGGACGAGGUCUGGUAAAUGGUCUUACUGGCAAAGGUGGUGUGGGUAAGCACCUUAUUCUUCCUCAACAAUGUUCCUCUUCCAGCAUUUUAAUAGUCUUUUUUAUUACGCAGUCUACUUCUUCCUGGGCCAUAUAGUUACCACCACUUUCUUGAAUCAAGAGCACCUGGCUAACAUAAAGACACCGUUAAGGUUC